This is a messenger RNA of Emys orbicularis (European pond turtle), 1640 nucleotides long. RefSeq names its product RWD domain containing 1 (gene RWDD1). The transcript is spliced from 7 exons. Gene Ontology annotation, biological process: cytoplasmic translation. Gene Ontology annotation, molecular function: protein binding. The record is from RefSeq and is a predicted model, not a curated record. The coding region runs from base 62 to 784 and encodes 240 amino acids. Lineage: Eukaryota; Metazoa; Chordata; Testudines; Emydidae.
GCGCGGGCCGCCCGGGUGGCUGGGCCGUGGCGGGGCGUUCCAUGGCCAGCGGCGUGGGACCAUGACCGAUUUCAGCGAGGAGCAGCGCAACGAGCGGGAGGCGCUGGAGUCCAUCUACCCGGACUCGUUCACGGUAUUAUCAGAAAACCCAACAAGUUUCACUAUCACAGUGACAUCGGAAGCAGGAGAAAAUGAUGAAACUGUCCAGGCAACCCUUAAAUUUACCUAUGGAGAAAAAUAUCCAGAUGAAACUCCACUUUAUGAAAUAUUCUCCCAGGAGAACCUUGAAGAUAAUGAUGUCACAGACAUAUUAAGCCUUCUAGAACAACAGGCAGAAGAGAACUUGGGGAUGGUAAUGAUCUUCACUCUAGUGUCAGCUGUACAAGAGAAAUUAAAUGAAAUAGUGGAUCAAAUAAAAACAAGACGAGAGGAGGAAAAGAAACAGAAGGAAAGAGAAGCAGAGGAGGCGGAAAAGCUAUGUUUCCAUGGCACUCCUGUUACAAUCGAGAAUUUCCUAAGCUGGAAAGCAAAGUUCGAUGCAGAGCUCCUAGAAAUUAAAAGAAAAAAGAUGAAAGAAGAAGAGCAAUCAGGCAAAAAUAAAUUAAGUGGAAAACAACUAUUUGAAACCGAUCAUAAUCUUGACACGUCUGACAUUCAGUUCUUAGAAGAAGCUGGAAACAGUGUGGAAGUGGAUGAAUCCUUGUUCCAGGAAAUGGAUGACUUGGAGUUGGACGAUGAAGAGGAUGACCCUGAUUACAACCCUGUUGAUUUAGAUAGUGACUAGACUGAAUUUGCUGAACUGGCUGUGUCAUUAGUAUGGGUGGACACAUGUAGGGAGAAAGAGGCAGUCAGGAAAGCCACAGCAUCUGUGGCUCUACCAAGCAUGUAUUGGUUUUCAUUUUUGAAGGAAAAAAACCAAACUCUUUUAAUUUCAGGAGAAUACUCUUCUGAUGACUUUCAUCGUAAUUAAUAAAUUGACUUUAACAUUUCAAAUGUGAAAUGUUAGGCAUAUUGUUAAUCUGUAUGAAGUCUAGAAAUCUAUACAUCUGUUCUCUCUCCCUUCCCACCUCAAUAACUGCCCUUGAAGAGAUCAGACAUGCAAGAUUGAAAAGGUGCUAGAGCAGAUGCUGCAUGUGCCACAAUACAAAGGUGUGCUGAACACCUAUUCUGUUCUCUUCAGCCUGAGAUACGCGUGGACGUUCUGGUGAAGAAAUGGGGAGUGCUUACUAUAAAGCUGCUCUAUCUGUGGGACUCUACAAUGCUUCAAAUACAACUUAUUAAUGGUGCUUCUAACCAUUCUCAUUCAUUAAUGGCUAUAGAGAGACUGACUGGUGGUGACCUUUCAGCUUAACACCACCUCCUCAGAGUUCCAUUUUAGAUGAUAUCCUUCCUCUUCCCCAUACUACAGCAGCACCAAUAACACUGCUGAUGUUAAAGAUAAAAUCGUUUCUACAUUAUAAAGGUGGUUCGAUAACUUGGCCAUUUCAGAUUACAUAGGGUUUAAAAUUGACAUCUUGGAUACGAUUUUUUUAAAAAAGGUAAAACCAGAGCCGUGAAAACCCUUUAAUUCCUCUUGUUUUCAAAUUUUAACUUUUUGGCCAUAAUCCAGACAAAGAAUUUGGAAUAAAGUUCUAAAGGAC